UUAAAACAAAGUUUAGUUCAUUUUCGGUCGUGGCGUUGAUAAAAAUGGAACGCUGGCAAAAUCGUGUUGCUGUCGUCACUGGGGCUAGCUGUGGUAUUGGAAAAGCUAUCGCCGAUGACCUGGUUAAGGCUGGUCUAAGGGUAGUUUGCUUGGCCAGACGUUACGAGAGAAUGGAAGAAAAUAAGUCCAAACUUCCGGAAUCGUUGCAAUCGCAUUACUAUAUUCGCAAAUGUGAUGUCUCCGUUGAGUCUCAAGUGAGGGAAACUUUCGAUUGGAUUGAACAAACCCUUGGUGGCACUGAUAUUCUUAUCAAUAAUGCUGGAAUAGUUCGACCUGGAAACAUAGUUGAUAUGGAUUCACAGAUGAUUGAUGAGGUCUUUAGUACAAAUGUCAAGGGAUUGAUAUAUUGUUCGCAAGCAGCUUUUAAGAGUAUGAAUGAGAGAAAGUUCAAUGGACAUAUUGUCCAUAUAAAUAGCAUUUUGGGACAUAAUGUCCUCGGGGGAACACCAGAAGCUCCAAGUUUAAAUGUUUAUCCGCCGUCGAAGUAUGCAGUGACAGCUAUCAAUGAAACACUUAGAAACGAAAUGCGAUUUUUGGGAACGAAAAUUAAGACCACUAGCAUCAGUCCUGGAAUAACAAAAACCGAAAUCGCUCCACCGGAAUUGUAUGAUUUGUUUGACGCCCUACUUAUGCCAGAAGAUGUGUCGCAAGCUGUGAUGUUUUGCAUUUCAACACCACCGCAUGUCCAGAUACAUGAGCUGAUAAUAAAGCCAGUUGGAGAGAUUGUGUAGAAAUAAUGUACUUAAUAGCUUCAAUUAUUUUUUUUUUUUUUUAUAUUUUUAAGAUAGAAAAAUCGUUUGGAGUGAAUGUUUUCUUUAUAAAGUGAAUGUGUUUAUAAAUUAUGUUUAUUUUUAGUCAAAGAUUUUGAUUUUCUUAUCAAUUUGGAAUAUUUUUUUUUUUAUUUUGUCUCGUGGAAGAGAUAGUAAAAGCUUAUUACACUAAAA
This is a messenger RNA of Episyrphus balteatus (marmalade hoverfly), 1004 nucleotides long. RefSeq names its product farnesol dehydrogenase-like. NCBI's taxonomy places the organism in Eukaryota, Metazoa, Arthropoda, Insecta, Diptera, Syrphidae. The coding region runs from base 45 to 791 and encodes 248 amino acids. The record is from RefSeq and is a predicted model, not a curated record. The transcript has 2 exons.